AUGCAGAACCAUCACCUGAAGGAACACUUAUAUAAAAUCCUGGUGAUCGGGGAUCUGGGUGUGGGGAAAACCAGCAUCAUCAAGCGCUACGUGCACCAGAACUUCUCACCGAACUACCGCGCGACGAUCGGCGUGGAUUUCGCGCUCAAAGUUCUCAACCUCGACCAGGAGACCGUCAGAUUACAACUCUGGGACAUCGCCGGCCAGGAGCGUUUUGGGAACAUGACGCGGGUGUAUUAUCGAGAGGCCAUGGGAGCCUUCAUCGUUUUUGACGUCACCCGGCCAUCGACGUUCGAGGCGGUGACAAAGUGGAAGGAGGAUCUUGACGCCAAGUUGAGUUUAUCCAACGGCAAAAACGUGGCGACCGUGUUGCUCGCCAACAAGUGCGAUCAGGGCAGAGAUGUUCUCACUAACAAUGGCAUCAAAAUGGAGCAGUUCUGCCAGGAGAAUGGCUUUGUGGGAUGGUUUGAAACUUCUGCCAAGGAGAAUAUUAAUAUAGAUGAGGCUGCACACUGUCUGGUGAAGCACAUUAUAGCUAAUGAGAAUGAUCUGCUGCAGUCAGAGGUUGCAGACACCAUCUCGCCGCAGCAGGAGUCCAGCCGCAGAGGAACCUGCUCCGCCUGUUUCAGGUCCUGAAGAAGAUCUCCAGAGGGUCUCAGAGGAGCGCUUCUCCAUUCAACUUCAUCCUGGCUCUUUCAAGUCUAUCCAUCACGUGUCUUCUCUUCUCAUCUCAUUCACAUCUCCUGUUGUCUCUGUUUAUCUGUGUCAGCGCCAGAGAGGCGACCCUAUCGCCGUGUCUCGGUUUCCAUGGUAACAAGACUUAUCGGACACUCUGCAGAGCAGAAAAUGUUUUAAGAGAAAGAGACAGCGGUGUGAAAUCCAUCUGCAGAACUUCACGAGAACUUCAGGUUCCUGCAGAAUCAGAACCCCAAAAGGCCAAUUCUGUAUUUUACCAUCCAUUCUGUCAUUUUAUUAUGAUUUUACUGACCUGCUUUGCUGUUAAUUCAUAUUUUUACUCACUAACAGAAAUGGGCUGAAUAAGCAAAACUUUUAAUUUUUCCCACUGAGCAGAGCGUAGCUCAAUAUUUUCCAUGUUUUUUUUUUUCCUUUUAAGUCAGGAUGUUCAUGAAUUAUGUAUGCAGGUCUUAAAAAAUAUUAAUGAAUUUGAAUAUUUUUGGUACAUGCCAUUGCAGAUGUUUUUAAAACAGGGUUUCUGCAGGUUUUCUGAACGUAAAUGUAAGACCAAGUAAAGAAAAUUAAGAAAUAUGUUAAUAUGGUGUCUAAAUGUAAAUGUCUUGUAUUCGCAACACUUCAAAAUGUGAAAAUACUGUUACUUUAUUCAUUUCACAAAAAAGCAUAAAUAGCUCUCUAGAAAUAUGGAAAUAACUUUUACUGUACCUUCACACUGCAAAAAGUGCUUGUUUUCCGGCGCAAAUGUCUGAAGAUUGUUAAAUCAAGAUACAUGUAUUUCAGAAGAACGAAUAUCUGCCAAUGGACUCAGAAAAAUCAACUUAAUUCAAAGGGAAAGCAAGUUUUGUUUCCCAAUGACAGAUAUUUGUUCUUGUUUUCUCACUUCAUUUUCAGUUUCUCAGAAAACAAGACUUCAUACAUUCACUUACACUAUGUACUUACAUUUAAAUUAAUCAUUUGGAACAAUGCACUUAUUGUGUACAUGUUUACAUUGUACUUAUAUUUUUAAAAAUACCUAUAUAUAAUUACAUCUGUAAUUAAUUUCUGUAAUUACAUUUAUAAUUACACUGUUGACCCAUCCCUUACACCUUAACCCACCCUUAAACCUACCCAGACCACCAAACCUGUCCCUAACCUUACCCGUAUCCCACCUUAAUAGCAGAAAAUGUGUUUUGCAAUACAAUAUGAACACAAUAAGUACAUUGUACUUAUUUUUUGAUGCAAGUACAUAGUAGUUAAGGCCACCUAAUAUAAAGUGUGACCGAUAUUUGUAUUAGAAAAAAUGACAAAAAUACUUAAGCAUUUUUUGCAAUGCAUGUAACAUAUAAUGCCAUGACUUUAUCAGUAGACGUCUUUCUGCAUGUUGCGAUUUAUAAUGUUUGUCAUUUGUUUUAAACACUACAGUGCCAUCAACCAACAGCGUUUGUUCUUUUAUUUAUCAAGUGUCAGUGAUAUAUAUAUUAUUAGAGCAUGUAUGAUGAUGUCCUGUAAAUACCCCUGUAUUUACCCACAGCAGAAGAGUUCAGAGUUAAAGUAUUAAUAAACAUAAUCUUUAAUAAAGUGUGUGU
This is a messenger RNA of Onychostoma macrolepis, 2258 nucleotides long. RefSeq names its product RAB38a, member RAS oncogene family (gene rab38a). Gene Ontology annotation, cellular component: trans-Golgi network; late endosome; lysosome. Gene Ontology annotation, biological process: endosome to lysosome transport; phagosome-lysosome fusion. Gene Ontology annotation, molecular function: GTPase activity; GTP binding. Lineage: Eukaryota; Metazoa; Chordata; Actinopteri; Cypriniformes; Cyprinidae. The transcript is spliced from 3 exons. Bases 1 to 636 code for a protein of 211 amino acids. The record is from RefSeq and is a predicted model, not a curated record.